GCACCGGCCUGUCUCGUACUAUGUCGGCAUGUGGUUAAAUGUGGGCCCGUGGGGGCGUUCAUGUCCACGAAGCGACCGUUAAAUCAAUUCCUCAAGGAGAGUAGUUUGUAUGGCGCGGUGAUAUUAGUUAGACUACAGUUAACGUCCUGUUGGUUUUCGCUGAGCUGCUGUAACUAACUGUAACUGCAGUGACUACCACAGACCUUCAGUUUGUUAAAGCUAACUUCAGCAUUAGGCUAAACAUGUCACUAUUAGAGACCUUUCACGAGCAUUUUCGUGAUUUUCCCCUCUCAUUUAUAUGAUAUACUGUCUUAAACUAGGCCAGUGCUUUGAGUUAAAGUAGUCCGACACCUGAUAUUACCAGGCUUGCUGACGGAAGACGUACACACCACAUGCCCAGACCAUUUGGAACAGCAACUUUGACAUUUACAUGACAGACAGUGUGUGAAGGAGGCUGAGCUGCAUGUCACACUAUCCUGGCCCGGCCUGCAGCUGCUGAUCAGCAGAUAGACAGAGCGCCCAGCCUGCUUGAGGAGAGCUGAUGUAUUUGAUCACUGCUGCCCAUCCAAAGCUACAUCUGGUUUCACAUCACAUGUUCUCCUGAGAACACUCCAACAACACCUGUUGAGACCAGAACUCCACUCAGCUUGAGGAUCCGAAUAAAAGACCCAGCCGACGGAAGGAGUCUGAGGACAUAAUCGCUGUUUUUCCCUUGUCGUCCUUGAAGUUUCUUGUUGGAUCAAGUGCAGUCAUGGCGGGUUACACCUACUAUCGGGUCGCCAUCUUCUUGUGCAUGUUCACUGGCUACUCGCUGUACUUCUUUAACAGGAAGACGUUCUCCUUCGUCAUGCCGUCUGUGAUGGAAGAAAUUGACCUGGACAAAGAUGACUUGGGUCUGAUCACCAGCAGCCAGACCAUGGCCUACGCCAUCAGUAAGUUCAUCAGCGGCGUGCUUUCGGAUCAAAUCAGCGCCCGCUGGCUUUUCUCCAUCGGCCUCUUCUUGGUGGGAGGCAUCAACAUCGCCUUCUCCUGGUCCUCCACUGUGUCCAUGUUUUCUCUGCUGUGGUUCAUCAACGGCCUGGGACAGGGCUGUGGCUGGCCCCCCUGUGGGAAAGUGCUGCGCAAGUGGUUUGAGCCCUCCCAGUUUGGAACAUGGUGGUCCGUGCUCUCCUGCAGCAUGAACCUGGCCGGGAGUCUGGGUCCAAUCCUGGUCACGGUGCUCCUGCAGUACUAUGACUGGAGGACUAUUCUGACCAUGUCGGGCAUUUUCUGCGCCUCCUUCUCAUUUGUUUGCCUGGUGUUUGUAAAGAAUGACCCGAAGGACGUGGGUCUGCCCAGCGUCGGGGUCGUGGCAAAGAAAGGAGCGAAGGGAGGCAACAAUGAGAGCACGCUGAGGGAAUUCCUCCUCUCUCCGUUCCUGUGGGUCCUGUCUUUGGGCUACUUGGUGGUGUUUGGGGUGAAGACGGCCGCCACUGACUGGGGCCAGCUGUUCCUCAUGCAGGAGAAAGGCCAAACUGUUCUAAUGGGCAGCACUUACAUGAGUGCCUUGGAGGUGGGAGGAUUCGUUGGCAGCCUCGCGUCAGGCUUCAUCUCAGACAGAGCGGUCGCUCGGCAAGGUCUGGGCACACACGGCAACCCCAGACAUGGUCUGCUCAUUUUCAUGAUGGCUGGUAUGUUUGUGUCCAUGUACCUCUUCAGAGUUACCAUCACACCAGAAAUACCACAGGAGGCUCCUCUUUGGGUUCAAAUCAUUCACCCGGUGUCUGUCCUCAUUGGAGUGUCCGAAAAAGAGAUUUGGAUCCUCUUCCUUGGUGCUGUAUUUGGAUUUUCUUCUUAUGGACCAAUUGCCCUGUUUGGGGUGAUCGCCAGUGAAAGUGCUCCUCCCAAUUUCUGUGGAACCUCUCAUGCUGUUGUGGCCCUGAUGGCUAAUGUGGGGGCUUUCAUGGCAGGGCUUCCCUUCAGCACGAUUGCCAAACAACACAGCUGGGACAUGGCGUUCUGGGUCGCUGAGGUGGCAAUGGCUACAGCGACCAUCGGGUUCUUCCUCGUACGGAACAUGCGCACAAAAAUGGGACGGAUCGCAGAGAAAAUGGACUAAUGUACCCUGGUCUGAAAC
Solea solea (common sole) is the source of this 2116-nucleotide messenger RNA. It is a transcript of the gene slc37a4b, whose product is annotated as solute carrier family 37 member 4b. The transcript has 10 exons. Gene Ontology annotation, biological process: phosphate ion transmembrane transport; glucose-6-phosphate transport. Bases 752 to 2098 code for a protein of 448 amino acids. Gene Ontology annotation, molecular function: glucose 6-phosphate:phosphate antiporter activity. Gene Ontology annotation, cellular component: endoplasmic reticulum membrane. The record is from RefSeq and is a predicted model, not a curated record. Lineage: Eukaryota; Metazoa; Chordata; Actinopteri; Pleuronectiformes; Soleidae.